This is a messenger RNA of Dujonia railenensis, 2181 nucleotides long. Lineage: Eukaryota; Fungi; Ascomycota; Pichiomycetes; Serinales; Debaryomycetaceae. The record is from the annotation of a GenBank genome assembly.
AUGUCGUACCAAACACCUUCUAGAUCAAGGUCGUCACUAGGAUAUCAUGCCUCCAACUCGUCCACAGGCUCACUAAGUCGCACAGGAUCGAACUCAUCCGUAAAACCUCAUGUUAAGAUUGCGCCCGACUUGAGAAGACCUCCUUCAUCCAGAGGGAGCAUGUUCGGAGGAAUGUCCUCUCCACAACCGAGGUCAAGACCAGGUUCUGCCAUGGGAUAUUUCAGCAAUUCAACAAGCAGUAGCAGUAGUAGCAGGCCUCCUACACCAUCCUUCCUGAAAACGGAACCUUACACCGGGUCUAUAACGGUGUCCAUAAGGCCGAACCCUUACAGCGUCAAUGCACUGCAGCCUCCAGUAUGGGAGCUCAACACUGGAGUGAAUUCUAUUUCUAACAAGCAAGAUAUGUCCUCCUUUGUCUUUGAUAAUGUGUUCCCCGUAGAUACAUCUACCACCAAUUACGCUGUUUAUCAAAAAUCUUGUUCCCCGAUAGUUGAUAAGUUCUUAAACGAGGGUUAUAAUGGGACUGUUUUCGCAUAUGGAAUGACCGGAUCUGGUAAAACAUUCUCCAUGAGAGGUGACCAACAGGAUCCUGGGUUUGUAAAGUUGGCAAUAGACGAUAUAUUCAAGAUGAUUGAUUCGAACUCAAUGAAUUCUCAAAAAGAGUUCAAAGUUAGCAUCACCUAUUUGGAAAUAUACAAUGAGAAGAUAAUAGACUUGUUAUCGUCUUCUCCCGCUUCUGGCGCCUCGAUGGACUUGAAAAUUAGGGAUGACUCGACUUACGGAAAUACUAUUGUUGGGAUUACUUCUCCAGUAAUAUCGUCUAAGGACCAACUAUUGCAAUUAAUCAAAAAGGGUGACAAUAACAGAAAGACUAGUGCUACUGAUUUCAACGCCAGGUCAUCAAGAUCUCAUUCCAUAUUACAAAUAAAGCUAAACACUGUGGAUUUGGUUGAAAAUAGUGAACAGCACUCCAUUUUGUCGUUGUGUGAUCUUGCUGGAUCUGAAAGAGCAACUUCAUCAUUGGAAAGAAGAAAGGAGGGUGCAUAUAUCAAUAAGUCACUUUUGGCUUUGUCUACUGUAAUCAACAAAUUGUCCGUGUCGUCUGCCAAUUCUCCUACGGCAUCUUCAAUGCAGCUGCAGUUACAAAAUCCCCAACUGCAACAAGAGCACAUCCCAUACAGGGAUUCUAAAUUGACCAGAAUAUUGCAACCGGCAUUAUCUGGAUCUUCAUUAAUUUCAAUUCUUUGUACCAUCCAUUUGGGAUCAGGAAACGAGCAAGUUAAUUCACUUAAUAACCAAUUUAUAUCUGAAACUUACAAUACCUUAAGAUUUGCUGCCAGAGCGAGGAAUAUAGUUAUGAACGUGAACAAAAAUAGAUUCUCCACUUUCACUGAUAAUGCAGACACAAUUAAGUUGGUGGAGGAGUUGAAGAGGACUAUUGAAUCACAAAAGAAUGAACUACAAUUGCUUAAGUUGCUGAAUCGUAUGGGAGGGUCACCAUUACUGUCGUCUGGUGCAGUCUCUUCAAACAUUGAGACGGACUCGAAAAUAUCUCAGUUGGAAGGUGAAAAUAAAAUAUUGAAUGAGAAGCUUGAACACUUAACAAGAUUAACCGAUCUCCAGAAAACAGAGACCAUUAUUUUGAAGAACGAUAUCUUGAACGAUAUGUUGGGAUCCGGUAUAGAUAACAAUGCACUGCAAGUCAUGAUGGCAAACUUGGAAGAGUUUUACAAAAGAAUAAACUAUGAAAUGGAUGAAUACAAAUCUUAUAUUAACCACUUGGAGAAUCAACUUAAGUAUUCUCAUUCUCAAAAUUCUCUUAAUGAAUCAGGCAUUCAAAACUCCGUCAAAACUAACACCACUAACGACCUUGAUUUCGAGGCUGUAUUAAAAGACCAAGAGGAGGAGAUAUGGCAUUUGAAGGAGUUGAUCAAAGACAAAGAUCACAUAAUAAAAAGUCUUACAAAGACAUCUAAGUUGCGUAGAUUGAUGGAGUCAAAUUCCGCAAACUUACUGGAAGCUAAUAAUAACAGUAGUAGCAAUGAGAUUAAAAAUCCUACUGCCAGAGUACCUGAAGGGAGAGAUAAAGAGAACAAUGCAUACGGUGAAUUGAAGUCAUUUAAAAUUGGAGGUAGACCUUCAUCACCGGAGAAGGAGAGGAACCUGGCAUUUGAAAUGUAA